ACACGUGGGCGGGGUGUCCCACCUCUUCAAGAGUAAAGUAAGUGGCGACCAAUUCCUGCCUAUAGAUAUCUACCCACAGUUUAUUUACUGGCGAUGCCAAUAGUAGCUAUGCUUCCGCCCGAGCCGCCUUCAACAUUUGAGGGCCCAAAGGUCCCCUACCCGGCCACCGAGCAGCCGGCAGAGGACUCGCCACUCUACAAGACCGAUGAGUUUCGCAUGUAUUGCUUUAAGGUCCUUCCUUGCAGCAAGCGCUAUGUCCACGACUGGACCGUCUGCCCUUUUGCCCAUCCUGGGGAGAAGGCCAAGCGGAGGGAUCCUCGUGUCUUCACCUAUACCGGCGUCGCCUGCCCUGAUAUGAAAAAAUGUCAGAGAGGCGACGCCUGCCCCUAUGCGCACAACGUCUUCGAGUACUGGAUGCACCCAAGCAGGUAUCGCACGCAGCUAUGCAACGACGGGAUCGGCUGCAAGCGGAAGGUGUGCUUCUUUGCACAUACCCUCGACGAGCUGCGCGUCUCCAACGUGAAGUUGCUGCCUUCGGACAUCGCGGCCGGUGCCGAUGCUGGCUUCGACCUUGACCCCUUCCGACCUGCCAAGUCAGAGCCCAGCCGCAACGCAGCCAAGCCGGCUGGUGCCUCCGUCCCCAAUGCUGCUUCAUGCGGCAACGAGGCCCUUGUCGAGGCCCUCCGCACGCAGCAGCAGCAGCAAGCCCGGAAAGCCGCUGCUACCCUGCAACGGACAGCGUCCCGCGGCCUGGCGGCGGAGCUUCAGCAGAUGCAGAUGCUCCAACAACUGCAAACGGUGCUGGCCAGCACUCAAGGCCUGGGCGCGCUUUCGCAACAAGUGCCGCAACAGUAUUCGGUGGACAACCUGGUCGGCGCCAUGAUGUCCCAGAUGCGCCUUGGUGGCGGUGGUGCUGCUGCUGCGGGCCCCCAACACGCGCUCCCCAUGGGCUCUGGCGCGACGCCCGGUCUGCUCGAUGCCAUCGUCCAGCAAACCGUGCAGCAGGUGCUGGCCAACAACGCAGCUCAGCAAGCCGCGGCAACCCUGCUUCUGCUGCAGCAACAGCAGCAGCAGCAAGCGGCUGCGGCGGCGGCCGCGAUGGCUCAGCAGCAGCAGCAGAGCCAGCAGGCGGCACACGCUCAGGCACUGCUUGAGCACCUGCUGCAGCAGCAACAGCAGCAAAGCCAUGAACGCAACGCCGCAGCACAUGGCCUACCUGACCAACACGAGCUGCACGCUGCCUUGGCCAUGCUACAUCAGCAGCAGCACCAUCACCACCAGCAGCAACACCAGUUCCCGCCCAUGGGCCCGCUGCCCCCUUACGUCGGCGCACAAAGCCAGGGUCCGCCGGCUUCCGCCCCCAUGCCAAUCGGCCGCCCGGCCCCAUCAAGCCUGGAGGAGUUUGCACCAGCCACGGCAUCCUUUGGCAUGUCUCCGUCAGUGCAGCAGCAGCACCCGCUCCCGCACUCCCUGGAGGGCCCUGGCGCCCCUUCGGGCCAUGUCGGCUCUCUGCCGGCAUCCCUGCGCUCCUCUGGAACCGGCAUGACGGCCGGCAGCUCACUGGGCAUGCAGAGCCCAGGCACCCUGGCCCUGGCGCCCGCACGCAGCGCUCCCCUGCCCAGCGACGUCGUGGUUCCCUCGGCUGCGGUGACCCCCUCGUCGCCACGCUCCCAGACGGAGCCGCCCCCAUCGAACGGCUCGCCGCCUGCGGAUGCAUCGCUGUCCUCCACCAUGUCUGGGCAUACGGCUGCUAGCGCCCUCAGCGCCGCCGCAACCUCCAGCAGCUACUUCAGCCACGAGGUGAGCCGCAGCAGCUUUGAGAGCUACCGCAGCAGCGAGCUGGAGCUGAGUCUGCACCUGGCGGCCGGCCAGCACCCGGGCUUGUGUCGGGACAGCGACGGAGCAGCGGCAGCCGCGCAUUUCGACAUGCUGAAACCCACCCUUCGUCAGCCCCAGGGUGCCUUCAUGCCUGACGGUCUGCUGUCCCGAUCGCCAUGCAGCCCGGGUAUCGGGCCCAUUGCGGAGGAGCCUGCCCUGGUUCAGGAGGCCCGUCGCCGCCAGCUGUUGAUGGCUGCCGCGGCCCAGACUCAGGCUGCUAACAACGGUAGCGCUGGCGCCAUGACCAUGUGCGGUGCGCCAGGCAUGCACGGCGGCCCUGGAUUCCAUGACCUGCUGGCUGACCAGGCCGCCAUGGGCGCCUUUGCCCAGCCUGGCUUUGGCAUGUAACGUGUCUGCGUUUUGCAACAGUAUCACAGGGCAUGAAAGGCAAGGGGUUGCUGCCCAGGCCAGGGGUACACCGAUGUGGGUUAUAAUGUAGACGGACGGUUCUUUUGUAGAUCCCACAACAUAUAGUGGUGAAGUGCUACUUGUGAUUCGGCCAAUAAUACACCACACAUUUGGUUUUAUCGAAUGGCUGCAAGAUCAGUCGUUAUGGCUUACUCUACGGGGUUAUGCUUUGGACGCGGGAAGCUGAGGAGAAAGGCGUACGCUUCACAACACACUGAUGGAAUUCAAGACCCGUCGGCCAAGAAUCCGCUUCAAGGGCAAUGACAGAUGACCUUAUCAGGUACCGCAACGGUUGGCCGCUGUCAUGAGUAGUCUGGCAUAUUGCGAUUAUAGGUGUUGCUGUUGUUGUUGCUGCUUUGCUGUACGGCGUGCUAACAAAUUUUGCGGAGCUCUGGGAGAUUAUCAAGACGACGAAAUCUUUGAAGGCAUUUUUUCCUCGUUUGCAAGAUUGCAAGGUGCUCGGGAAUGCACAUAAAUUGUGUGCGGUGGCCGUUGGGCCAACGGGGUCGUGCGCAGCUAAUAGCCGCCCCUCCGCUACAACACAGAUGUGUUCCUGUCUGCGCCGUGUGUACCCCUGGUGGUCGACGAAUUAGAGGAACAUUAACCCUACCUGGCUGCAGCCGCUGCUUGGAUUUUUCCUUGCCACCAAGCGGGUUCGGCGACGCCGUUGGGCUGUUGAUUUGCAGUUGUGUUCCACGUUUGCCGGGUCGUAAUGUUGCGUGGGUCCUUGUCCAAUCGCUAAGCGUCUCGCUUGUGCCAUGCUCAAUGUUGCAGCAAGUAGCAGAAUUCUACACCCGACCCAUUCUGCGGGACUGUGCUGCGUGUUCUUCUUUGGGUGCGGUGUGGGACGUUCCUGUCGUAUUGGCGUUUACUCUUGACGCACGUUAUGGUUUAGUCACGUGUACACGGUGUUACAGUGGGUUAUGAAGCAAGACGAUGUGAAGGGCCCACCUCCGUGUCGUCCCUUCGAUUUUUUUCAACCUUUCUUUUCACGAAGAUGGACGGUUUGCCCAACAUGGGGCAUGCCAAGAAGCCGUGACGUUCAUUCGUUUUGGGCGUGUUUUAUUGGUUACGGCGCACUUUUUGGCCUUGCUCAGGCCGCGCGACACUUUCGGCGCGGCAGCCAAAAGUUUUGAUGUGCAUUUGGCGGCUCUGGGUUGGUGCUAUGCUCCAAGAAUUUAAACUCCCGGGCGCUGUGCAUAUGUCUAAUUUCAAGGGGUUUGCGGUUGGAGGGUUUGCGCACCGCAUCGUAAUGCCGUUCACAGUGGCUUUACGCAUGUUGGACAUCACCGCUGCAUGCAGCCGUGGUUGCGCUGUACACGCUAUUCCAUAGGCGUGUCCUCACCAGCCCGCAAACGGACCUCGUUCAUUGGAGACUAGACCUCGCUAUAUUCGGAGAGCGUACGUGAGCGGUGUGUGAGGCGUGUUGAGGCUGAAUUGGGGUCCGCCAAGCAACCUGAGGUUGCCCAACCCCUAUGUGUACCCUAAACGCACAAUUGUUUUCUAAUAGAAGAGCUGUAGGGGUUGUGCCUAUAAUUGGGCUUGCUGGUUGGAGAUUGCUUAAGGGUGUGUGCUGGAUAUGUGUGUUGUGUGUAUAUCGGAACGGCGCGGUGCAGGUCGUACGGUUCUUGUUUAUCCUGUUUUGGGAAAGAGCCUUGUUAUAGCUUUCUAGCCGAGUGACCUGUAUCAACACCAGGAGAGGACGCACCCGCACGUGUUAGCUUUGCAUAUUGCAACAUUAGCCGUUACUGUAACCGUUGUGCGCUUGC
Molecule: messenger RNA, 4055 nt
Organism: Astrephomene gubernaculifera
Lineage: Eukaryota; Viridiplantae; Chlorophyta; Chlorophyceae; Chlamydomonadales; Astrephomenaceae
Source: the annotation of a GenBank genome assembly